Abrus precatorius (Indian licorice) is the source of this 1174-nucleotide messenger RNA. RefSeq names its product growth-regulating factor 1. Gene Ontology annotation, biological process: regulation of DNA-templated transcription; developmental process; DNA-templated transcription. NCBI's taxonomy places the organism in Eukaryota, Viridiplantae, Streptophyta, Magnoliopsida, Fabales, Fabaceae. Bases 55 to 1137 code for a protein of 360 amino acids. Gene Ontology annotation, cellular component: nucleus. The record is from RefSeq and is a predicted model, not a curated record. Gene Ontology annotation, molecular function: ATP binding. The transcript is spliced from 4 exons.
AUCAUCACUUUGGUGUAGAAUUCUAUUUUCCUCCUCUACUUGACUUGUUUGAGGAUGAACGGAAGGAACAGGUUUCCCUUUACUCCUUCACAGUGGCAAGAGCUUGAACACCAAGCUCUUAUCUUCAAGUACAUGGCUUCAGGUAUUUCCAUUCCACCUGAUCUUCUCUUCACCAUAAAAAGGAGCUAUUUUGAUUCCACACUCUCUUCAAGGCUUUUGCCUAACCAGCCACAACACUUUGGAUGGAACUAUCUUCAGAUGGGUUUGGGAAGAAAAAUAGACCCUGAGCCAGGUAGGUGUAGAAGGACUGAUGGGAAGAAAUGGAGAUGCUCAAAAGAGGCAUACCCAGAUUCGAAGUAUUGUGAGAGGCACAUGCAUAGAGGCAAAAACCGUUCAAGAAAGCCUGUGGAAGUUUUGAAAACAACAACAAACAGUAACACUAAUGCUUCUUCAACACCAGCGAUCUCAUCAAUCACUAAAAAUACCCCAACAACCACUCAUUCUCUGUCUUCUGAGACACAUCAUCACCCCCCUCAACAUUCUUGCUAUGGCUCUUCCUUUUUCUAUCAUCACCCCACAUCAAGGUCCUCUGGGAUUGGCUUGUCUUUUGAAGACAAUAGUGCUCCUUUGUUUCUUGACACUGGCUCUUGCUCUCAGUCCAACACAGAUUGCAGGAGUAGGUAUGUUUAUGGAGAGAAAGAGGAGGUGGAUGAGCAUGCUUUCUUCACUGAGCCAUGUGGUAAUAUGAAAAGCUUCACUGCUUCUUCUAUGGAUGAUUCUUGGCAACUCAGACCUCUCACUAUGAGUUCCUCAUCUUCUUCUUCCAAACAAAGAAGUUGCUCUUCACUGUCCAAUGAUUACUCUUACUUGCAACUACACUCAAAACAAGAGCAAGAUCAAGGUUGCUACAUGUUUGGAAGUGGUGGUGAUGGUGAUGAGACACUCAUCAAACAUGGCAAAGAACCUCAGAAAACCAUUCAUCGCUUUUUUGAUGAAUGGCCCCACAAAGGAAGAGGAGGAUCAUGGCUUGAUUUGGAUGACAAAUCAUCCACAACCCAACUUUCAAUUUCCAUUCCCACCUCUUCUCAUGAUUUUCCUACCUUCAGCUCCAGUUCCAGAAGCCAUCAUGAUGGUUGAGAAAUUGGGUUCUUGUACCUGAAACAAAGGCCAAAAA